Messenger RNA from Cornus florida, 1266 nucleotides. RefSeq names its product probable LRR receptor-like serine/threonine-protein kinase At3g47570. The record is from RefSeq and is a predicted model, not a curated record. The transcript has a single exon. Gene Ontology annotation, molecular function: protein binding. NCBI's taxonomy places the organism in Eukaryota, Viridiplantae, Streptophyta, Magnoliopsida, Cornales, Cornaceae. Bases 1 to 1266 code for a protein of 421 amino acids.
AUGACAGGUACUUUACCAGAUGAGAUUGGUAACCUUAAUCUCGAGAAACUUAAUGUCUUUGGAAACCACUUAACUGGCACCAUUCCGUUCAAAAUAUUCAAUGUGUCAACAAUGAAAAUCCUUUGCCUGGGAUUUAAUAACUUUUCUGGCAAUCUUCCUUCGGACAUGGGGUUUUGGCUUCCGAAUCUUGAAGGGCUUUACCUAUUCAUUAACAAACUCAGUGGAACAAUCCCGAGCUCUAUCUCUAAUGCUUCUAAGCUUACCAUCAUUAGCAUGGGCACGAACUCAUUCACUGGAUCUAUACCCAACACACUUGGUAGUUUAAGACUCUUGCAAAGGCUUGCCCUUCACGCAAAUAGUUUGGCUGGGGAGUCUUCUACUCCAGAGUUGAAUAUUUUCUCUUCUUUAACAAAUUGUAGACAAUUGGAGGUCUUAACCAUAUCAUUAAAUCCACUAAACGGCAUACUUCCAAUGUCUGUCGGGAAUUUGUCUACUAGACUACAAAUAUUUGAAGCACUUGGCUACAAAAUCAGGGGCAACAUUCCUAGUGGAAUUGGAAAUUUGAGCAACUUGGUAAUCCUACGAUUAGGAAACAACCAUUUGACUGGACCAAUUCCGAAAUCACUAAAAAGAUUACAAAAUCUCGUACGUUUGCAUCUUCAAAACAAUGCAUUGAAAGGAUCCAUCCCGGGUGACCUCUGUCAGUUAGGGAAAUUAGGAGAUUUGAAUGUGAGUGAUAAUAUGUUGUCUGGACAGAUUCCGACAUGCUUGGGUGAGCUUAAAUCUCUAAGAUGGCUCUACCUUUGCUCCAACAGAUUGAGUUCUAAGGUACCGUUAAACUUGUGGAGCCUUGAAGACCUUUUGGGUCUCAACCUAUCCUCAAACUUUCUAACUGGUGAGCUACCAUUGUCUGUCGGAAACUUAAAGGUCAUAACCCUAAUUGAUUUGUCAAGGAAUCAAUUAUCAGGUACAAUCUCAAACACCAUCGGAGGAGCUCAGUCGUUAGUUUCUCUCUCGUUGUCCCACAAUAAAAUGCAAGGACCUAUUCCUCGAUCACUAGGCAACCUCAUAAGCUUGCAAUUAUUGGAUCUAUCUGGUAAUAAUUUGUCUGGAGAAAUUCCCAAGUCUUUUGAGGAACUCAGGUAUCUCAAAUAUUUGAAUGUGUCUUUCAAUAGACUGGAAGGAGAAAUUCCUAUUGCAGGACAUAUCCCUAAUUUUACAGCUCGAUUGUUUAUGCAUAAUGAUGCACUUUGUGGUGAACUCUGA